Syzygium oleosum is the source of this 1756-nucleotide messenger RNA. RefSeq names its product F-box/LRR-repeat protein At5g63520. Gene Ontology annotation, molecular function: protein binding. Gene Ontology annotation, biological process: positive regulation of proteasomal ubiquitin-dependent protein catabolic process; protein polyubiquitination. The transcript has 10 exons. The record is from RefSeq and is a predicted model, not a curated record. The coding region runs from base 51 to 1628 and encodes 525 amino acids. NCBI's taxonomy places the organism in Eukaryota, Viridiplantae, Streptophyta, Magnoliopsida, Myrtales, Myrtaceae.
AAACAGGGUGGCGAACGGUGGUAAGGGAGGAGUAGGAGGAGGAGAGGAGGAUGGGGAGCAGGAGAGAGCGCAGCGGCAUGGCGUCGAUGAGCGAGGACCUCGUGGCCAACAUCGUGGGGAGGCUGCCGGCGGUCUCCUUCGCGUCGGCGGCGUGCGUCUGCAAGUCGUGGCGGCGAGUCUGCUCCCAAGUCCUCUCUCGCCCCAAGCUCGCCUCUGCCCUCUCCCUCAAUCCUUCCGCUACCAUUGCUUUGCAAGAAGUUGUCGACAAGGUCCUGUCCCAGCCCAUUUUCCCGCAUUUUGCCAUUGUCCACGCGGCCCAAGGUUUUAGCUUGGCGGUUGCUCUUCGAUAUAUUGGUCGCAAGUUGGGGGCUCGAACUCCUGUGAUUGUGUCUCGCGAUGCUGGGAUCAUUGGAAUAGAUGCCGCUACCAAUGAAGUCAAAGAGGUCGAAUGGGAAGAUGAUAGUGAGGAUGAGGUAAUUGAAAUCAACAGAAAUCAUGGCAUUGUCCUGACCGUGGGAUUUGUACCUGGACUCAAAGUUGAUUGCAUCCCACUCGUGCGGCUGGCGGAGGGAACUGCAAUGGUUGACAAGUUCAUCAUGGACAUAAGAGAAUAUUCGACUUCUAUCUCUGGUUGCGCAGCGCCAGUUGGACUGAUCAUGUUCGGAAAUGAAAGUGCUGAUAUCAAAUAUGCUGUAGAGAAACUAGAUAGUGCAAUGCCUGUGGAAACUGCAAUUGUGGGUGAUGAGAGAGGCACGUGUCUGUACAGAACUGUGAAUGAUUUGAGAAAUGUCCAUGGGAGUCAGGAAUGUUACACUGAUGCCGUUGCUCUUGUAUUUGCCAAAGAAAGGAAUAGCUCUCCUGCUGUUGGUGAAAUCAGAUUUCAUGUGGUGCUAUCAGAUGGAGUUUCAGUGGUAGGUCCAAGGUACAGGGCCGUUUCUGUUAGGACCCGUGAUGAUGUUACCUGGUUAACUGCUAGAAGAGAAGGACAAACAGAAGUUCUUGACGGGGAAAGCAUUCUCAAUGAAAUCUAUGACGAGAUGGACAAUCGUGUCGAGUACCCUGAACUUUAUAUCAGAGUUACCAAAAGAAGAAAACAUGCCAUUGGGGCAGAGAAGGCAAAGCUGAUUACCUCUUUGUCAUUUCAUCUGGUGCACAGAGGGGAUGAGGAAUAUCUAUAUGUCAAUGGGGCCAGCAUUAAAACUGGCGAUUACUUUCAGUUUUACUAUGCGGAUCCCGCUGCUGCAGUCGCCUCAUGCAAUGAAGUCAGCACGAGUCUAAGAAGUUUGAACCUGGGAUGCAAUUCCAAGAGCUCUUAUCAGGCAGCGGGCAGCGCUGGUAAUGCGGAUAAAGCUGAAGUUUUUGGAGGGUUAAUGUUUGCUUGUUGUGGACGUGGAGCAGCAUUCUUUGGUCGCCCCAAUGUCGAUAGCUCGCCAUUCGUGGAGAACUUUCCUGGAGCUCCAUUGGCAGGAAUAUUUUGUGGCGGGGAGAUCGGCUGUUGCUCAAUGAGGUCGGGUGACCAAGGUAGCCGAGGAGGGAGCUCUACCCACCAUUGUUGCCAUGUAUAUAGCACCGUUUAUCUUGUAAUGUCAUACACGCCAGCGCCUUCGGGGACCACCCUUAGAUGCUAGAGCAUGACCAGGGGUUUAUAUGCAGCAUUCAUGGAUUUUGUGCUGAACUUUGGUUUGGCGCAUUAUGUAAUGGUAUGAAUGGCGAUGGAACAGGUGUUAACCAACAGUCAAUCAAGGAGUGUUUUUUA